This is a messenger RNA of Schistocerca americana (American grasshopper), 10586 nucleotides long. It is a transcript of the gene l(3)76BDm, whose product is annotated as trafficking protein particle complex subunit 8. Lineage: Eukaryota; Metazoa; Arthropoda; Insecta; Orthoptera; Acrididae. The transcript has 22 exons. Gene Ontology annotation, cellular component: cytoplasmic vesicle; TRAPPIII protein complex; phagophore assembly site. The record is from RefSeq and is a predicted model, not a curated record. The coding region runs from base 226 to 4560 and encodes 1444 amino acids. Gene Ontology annotation, biological process: protein localization to phagophore assembly site; endoplasmic reticulum to Golgi vesicle-mediated transport. Gene Ontology annotation, molecular function: protein binding.
CUGAGAUACAUCAAAGAUAAUGACACAAACCAACAAACACUGUAGAUAGUUCAAAUCUACGUUAAUGUGAAACAUGGGAGUAAUGGGGGUUAGGGAUAAUAUGAAAGUGUUAGUAGUGAAAGUGCAAAAAGAAAAGACCUGCACCUGAACUAUGGUGGGAAAGGCAUGAUCGAAGUAAUACCAUAACCUGUCAUUUACCGGGACGACUGUCAUUAACGCUACGAAAUGGCUCAGUGCAAGUUGACACCCCAUGAAUUCAUCCAGAAUGCUUUUUCGCCACUUAUAGCCGCUAUGUGUAGCCCCUUGGUCGAUCAGGCAUGCCAGAAAAACAACUUAUCUUUUACAGAAAUGAUUCAGCCGUUUUGCAAAUUGAAUACAGAAGCCCAUUUCCGAGAACCAUCAGGUGGUGUUAUACCAGUGAGAAACUUAAGAUUUACAGUGUUGGAUGUUAACGCUCGGCCACCUCAGCCAACGCUGGCAAGGAAGUUUCUUAAUGAAUCUGUAAGCUUUGCAUCUAGUGAGCGAAACUACCCCAUCAAUAUAGGUGACCAGACUGUAGAAAUUCCAGCAUCUGCUCCGUGGUUUGAAGCAUGGAGAGAAACCUUUCUUCAGGUUCAGUUUCCCUCUGACCAUGAAUUCACAAAACAUUUCUUGGGCUGUAUAUUGGUUGUCUCUUCUGCUGAAACUAACCCUCUGGACAUGUUGGUGCACAUGGGACAGCAACUCCAACAGCUGCAGAAUGUUACUCCCGCAAAGCUGCCCAAGUGGUUUUGUCCUGAUGUUCUUCGAUAUUAUGUGCUGCUGCAUGAUGUAUCAGGCUCUACCAGUGAAAGGGCGGAAGCCGUAUUUGAGACAAUGAAAACUACGUAUGGAAUAAAUUCUUGCUAUAUGUUGCAGAUAAAUUCUAGAGUUGCAGGACAUAAGGAGGACCUGAGUCACCUUCCAGACCCUUGGUGCCAGUUUCUCACCCGUCAACAUGAUAGUCAGGAUGCCAGUGAUCACGAUAGUAGUCCACGGACUCCUGCAGAGGUUGGCGGGGUGACGGGUAUGCCGAGCUGUGUGAGUGCCGACGUUAGCUGUGACAGUGCCUCUCCAACUGAGGUAAUAAAGUCCGGCAGUGCUCUCGAAGUGGCCCAGGAAGCGGGCGAGAACUCACCUGUCCCGGUCACCCACCACCCCCUCAGCCCUGAUGCCGAUGUCCGAGAUUGUUUAGUAGUUAACUCAGACGAGAAACAGCACAAUGAAGUUCUCUCUGCUCCAUGCCACAUUAAUGACAAUGUUUGGGCUGGCCAUUCUGCAGCUGGUGCCAACAACAUUGUUAUUCAGCAUGGCAGCUGCUUGAGUGCAAGCGAUUUGGAGCGGCUAAGAUUAUUUGCUCAAGAUUUCUGCCUUAAAUCUCUUCUCCCCUUUGUUGAAAAGCAAAUUCAGCUAUUGAGUGAUAUUAUUUCCAAUAAGAAAGGAGUCAGUAGGUCUCUUUUUAGUGCAACAAAACGUUGGUUCGGAAGCAACAAACCAGGGACACCAGGUGCAAAUAAUCCAGUAAACGCAGUCAUCUAUAGUACUGACUCACCAGAACUGCAGCUGAGAAGACUCGGUGAUUUGUGCUUCAUGUUUGGUCACUACACAUUGGCUUUCCAAGCAUACCAUUCUGCUAAGCGGGAUUUCUCUGCUGACCAAGCGUGGCUUUACUAUGCAGGAGCACUGGAAAUGGCAGCACUCUCUGCCUUUAUGCAAGGGGAGCCAACGAGGAAGGCACAGGAGUACAUGGAGGAGAGCAUAUCGACUUACCUCAACUCGUGCAAAAUGCCUCAGUUUGCGACUCGAGCAACACUACUCAGUACUGAGUGUCUCAAGGGUCGAAGUUUGUAUGGAGAAGCUGCAAAGCAGUUCAUCAGAAUGACAAGUGAAGAUUCUGACUUGCGCAGUGCUUUGCUAUUGGAGCAAGCGUCCUACUGUUUCUUAAAGUCAACUCGACCUCGCAUGGCAAGAAAAUAUGCAUUCCAUAUUGUAUUAGCUGGACACCGUUUCUCCAAAGCUGGACAGCGAAAACAUUCACUCAGAUGCUACAAGCAGGCAUACCAAAUAUAUGAAAACAGAAACUGGAGUUUGGCUGAAGAUCAUAUCCAUUUCACGAUUGGCAGGCAGGCAGCAUACCUCAAGCAAAUUUCAGAUGCCUCACUGUCAUUCUCCAAGCUUCUCACCCCAGCAAGCAAACAAUCAGCUCCUCAGCAGUCAGCUUUUCUUCGUGAAUAUCUCACUAUUCAGCAACAGUUAAUGGCAGAGGAGCGCAAUGUGUCGGACAAUUUAACUGUUCUUCCUCUACCAGUUGUGGACAAUGACAGCAUCAAAGUUUUACUUGGUUCGUUAACAUCAACACCCUCAAGUGAAGCAGCCAUAGUCUACGCAACUGGUGUUAAAUUUGAAGAUGAUCAGUCUGACAACAGAAGGUGGACAAAAUUAGAAGAGACAUUAGUAAAUGAAGCACAAGGUACUUUGCCGAUGAUCUUCAGACCAACACUCCAACUUUUUUCCAAUGAGACUGUGAAUACCUCCAAACCCAUUGCUAUUGUGAGAGAGCCAAUAUAUGUGAGAAUAAUUCUGAAGAAUCCUUUACACAUUCCACUGCCUCUUUUGAAUGUUCAUUUAUUAUGGAACUUUAAAAAUGGUAAAAGUGAGAUAAGUAAUGAAUCCAGCAAAAGUACAAAGAAUGUUGAAAUUGAAACACAAUGCAUAGAUGCUGUUGUUGUUAAGCCGGACAGUGAUGAAGAGGUGAUACUCAGUGUUAUACCCAAGUGUGUUGGGGAAUUGAACAUUACUGGUGUUGCUUACCAUUUAACAAAUACAGCAAUACAACAAUUACCUGAACAAACAACUAACAAUGCUCCUAGUAUUAUAACUAUACCAGGAAAGCAAGUCUUCCGUGUAAGGUGCCCUCGUGCAAAAAUAACAAAAGACAAAGGAAGUCAAGAAGUAAAUGACAAAAGACUGGAAAUAAAUGUUGUAACAUCGGCACCUUGUCUUCAGGUAUCAUUUCAAAAUAUGAGUUCACAGAUGCUUUGUGGUGAAAUGCAGAAUGUUAGCAUACGUUUCAAGAACAUUGGUAGUGCUCCAUUGAGUAAUUUAUAUCUUGCAUCAUCUGUACCGGAAUUGAUUUCAUGUGCUGGUUAUCCAGUUUGUGAUACUGGACAGGGGACUAUUCCAGAAGUCAUAAAAAUUUCCCUUCCGGGUGGGCAACUUGCACCCGGUCAGAAACACAUGGAAUCCAUGUGGCUUCGUGCACCUGACUAUAGAGGCAUCACCAACUUAGAAAUUAUGUUUUACUAUGAAAAUAAUAACACCAAAUGCAUUCCACGGUAUCGGUUAGUAAGACAUUCAUGGGAGAUAACCGUUUUGGGUUCAGUUCAGUGUACAUCUAUGGCAACAAACAGUUGUGUAGCCUCCACUGAUGAGAGUAGCCAAGUUUUGAAUCUGGCACUACAAGUUAAAAAUGUUAAUCAGGUACACGAUCCUAUAUUGACAGAGGUAUCAGUCUCUCAGGUUUCACUCGUCAGCAAAACGUGGCAGCUAUGUGGAAAAAUAGCUGUUCCUACAGGAGUGAAACUUCAGGCACAAGAGUCAAUCCACUUUGUGUUUAGUGCACGCAGACAGAAACAUAAAAAGGAAAGAGCUGAUCCAUUUUCUGAUCUUCCCAUUGAAGACCAUGUAGAGAAUGUAACUUCUGCUAGGGAGAGCCCGUAUGUGGACUUCUAUAACAGACACAGGGCAAGAGUCAUCUCCAGUUCAGGGGCAGAUGAAACUGCAGAAGUCUCAAGGAAUUCUGUUGCUAGUCAACUAGAGAAUGAUGAUACUACCGGCAUGGAGGAGGCUCUCAAUAUUAAUGCAACCUUAAUUCUCAGGUGGCAGACGGAGAUUAGGAAUGGGAAAGGAACAAAAAGGAUGGCCCUAGGACAGCACCAUUUAAUACUGGAUAAAAUUGCAGUGUUGUCUGUUUCCUCAGCAGAUGAUGCUAAAGUACCAGUACCAUCAGAGAUUGAAGGUCCACUUAGGAUAUUUGGGCCAGAUGACUCAUCUUACAAGAGUGUCACUAGUGAAAAGUACCCCACUCUCGAUGUUCUCCAGAGGCUAGUCAUACAUAACAUUCGGCAUUCGCCUAAGGUGUGCCACGACUUUAGUGUAUCGAGGCUCUGCUUUGUACCCGUUCAGCUUCAGUUGCAGAACUGUUCAGAUACCAGUCUUGUUGUCAGGGUGAAUGCGUCAGACAGUGGAAGUUCAUCAUCAAGUAAAAACAAGCUGUAUUCUCCACAUUCUUCAAGUACGUUCCACUGGGUUGGCUUGGCAGGCUCGUGCUCAGAACUGAGUCCUCACGACAGUACUUCCGUGUCACUGUGUGCAGUUACGACGGGUCCAGGUACCUUCGACCUCGGUUCUUCUCUGGAAGUGUGGUGUCGUGCCCGUGGUGCUCCAGAAGCAGAUAGUGUGGCUCAAGUGUGGCAUGUUGAAUCAGCACUGGUAGUAGACAAUACGCCAGUUGUUCCUGUUUCUGAUACAAAAAUUGUGUAGUUUAUUAACUACAGUGGGAGUUCCUUAUUUUGGAGGUACUCAGGUCAUAAAUGAUGGUAUAGUGCCUAGUUUUCCAUUUGAGAUGUUUUAUGUGAAAGUAUUUAUCUUAAUCAUGCAUGGAAGUGUGUGCGUAUCUCUUACAAAGUGGUCCUUAAGAACUUUUUUAUUGUUUGCUAAUUUAUACAGUAAUGUAUGGAAUCAGAUAUUGAAAAUCAGAAAGAUUAUAUUCCAUUGAGCUGGACCCUGAUCAGCCUGCAUAAUAUUGCAUUCCUCUGUUGCUAAAAAUAAUAAGUGCUAGUAUAUGCAGUACAAAUAAGCAACUGCAGAGGAAUAUGUUAAAACCAUUUCAUUAUUGGUAAAAUAAACAAAUUUAAAGAGAAACAUGAAGAUUUAAUUCUUAAAAAAAAAAAAAAAAAAUAAUCUAUGUGGACUCUGCAUAUUAGUUGGACAUAUACUGCAUUACUUUCUUGUUGAAGUUGCCAUUAUAUUUUUAUUUUUGUAUAUUGUACAUGCUCAUAUCUCAUUGAGAUAUUAUCAAUGUCAUCUUUUGUGAUAUAACUGAAGAAUCGGAAUAUUUUAUUUAUUUUUGAUUAAUUAGGAUCAGGUAUGUAUUUGCACUCCAAUGUUUUAGAUUUGCCAAGUAUGAUCACUAAAAUUCUUGGAAUAAAUCUGCCUCUGUUUGUUAUCCUAACGUUGUUUGUUUGGCAUGUACUUUCAGAAUAUUCCUAUUAGUGUAAUUCAGAUUAAUAUUUAUGUAAGUAAUAUUUUGUGAAAAUGAGGAUUUCAUUGACAGCUCUUUUACAUGUAUUUAAACACACAUUGUAAAACAUAGAAAGGAAUGCAAUUAUAAGAAUUGGCAGGACAUGGUAAGAUUGAAAUAUUGCAGAAAAAUAAAUAUGCAGUGUCUUUAAAAAAAGGGUAGUUAGUUGCAUCAUCUUCUGUGUUGCUACAUUUGUUGUUUUUUCUCUUUGUCAUUUGAUUUUGCCAUUCUUAUUGGUAUAGUUUGUACAUAAACCAUUUUAUUUUCUGCCCUCUGGGCACAAUAUUUUUGGCGUUGCAUAUACUACUGCGGAAAAGAUGUAUGUAUGUAUGUAUGUAUGUAUGUAUGUAUGUCAUAACCAAAAGUUACUAGUGCACAGGAAGGCUCCAGCAUUAAUAACUGUAAAAAUGUAAACUUUGGUUUAUUAACUGCAAGUUACAUUCCCAGAGGUUUCUAAUUUUUUCCCACUUUCUCAGUUGCUUAGAAUACAUCAUGAAUCUGAGUUCAUCCUUACCUUGUCUGCUUUGAUGUUUUCGCUGGAUAUGGUUACUUACUUUAUAAAGCAUAACAUAAAGUAUUAGGCCUUGGGCCUGUUCCGACUGGCUGACUGGCGCGUACAAGGCAAUACGAGGAGCUAUCCGUGAUCGUGGGACGUGAUUGGCGUGUCGCCAAUCCAUCCAGCUGUUAUUGCAAGUAGAUGAAUCUUGAUUGUGCACUGCUUCUUUAUCCAAGCUCCAUAGCUGAAUGAUUAGCAUCACUGCCUUCGGUACGGAUGGACCUGGGUUCCAUUCCCAGUACGACCUCAGAAAAAAAUAUCUGAGGUGGGAGAUCUGGAAUGAGGUCCACUCAGCCUUAUGAAGCCAAAUGAGGAACUUACCUUAUACUACGAACAAACAAAAAUUCCUUUGUCUAAAUUAUAGCCAUUUUGUUCAGCUGAACUAAUAUAAUCAAGCCAAUUAUGUGAAGCCAGGUUUGUAGUUUCACUUCAUGUUUAUGCGUUUAAGAGGGAAGAUUGUAAAAAAUUAUUCAAUAGUUGGUUUUGUUGAUUGCUUUUCUUUAUCUAGGUUUCUGAUGACGUAACAAAGGCACAGUAGUCAGUGAAUGGCCCAUCUAGUCUAUUACAGUUCAGACUCUGCUGUUCAUUCUUUCAAUAACUGCAUUUUAAAGCAUUGUAGUCGACAUAAUGAGUUCGUUAACUGGAAGUUGGGAGAUUCUCAUGAAAUAAAUUGCCACAUUGUACGAAAUGCAAGCCAUUUACAAUGUCAUAUUUUUAUGACAGUGAGAACAACCAAAAGAGGAACAAACUGUGUUAAAAACAGAUAAAAUGGUGAAUUACUUUGAGUCAUAGAAGCCUGCCAACAGAACGAAAAGUCUUGCCUUGAAUCUAUAAUUUUAUGUUACUUACAUAUUUAUUCUCAGUUCUGCUCCCCAAAUACCUCCUUCAUUGUUUGUGUCUCCAGUUUCACACAUUAUUCUCAGAAUAGAUGGCCGAUUCCUGUCUAACUUUGCUUUAGCAGUGUCUCAGGAAUGCAGUUUGUAUCUUGUGUUCUAUAGAUUGACAUCAUCCUGUACUUUGUGUGUUCAUUUCAAUUUAAGUUCUGUUUGCUGCCUUUCUAUUUAUUCCAUUGUCGGCUCAUUUUUCUUGGGGAAACCUUAGUUUGUGAGCUUCCAAUUCUGUAUCAACCAUCACCUUUUCCUGCUGGGUCUUAAACAGUUUGUAAUGCUUGUGUAAAUGCUUUACCUUUUAACAUUGUAUAUAAUGAGUGGUGUUUGGCUGAAAAUGUAGGAUAAAAGAGUGGCGUGGACAAUUCUUGAGUGUACGAUAAAUGAAAUAAUACCUGGUGGCAUGAAGGGACACAAUAUGUUAUUGACAUGCCACCUGGCACAUAUUUUUACAUAACUGAAUAAAGUAAGUUAUUUUUUGCUUUGUUACUGUGCUUCAAAAAUGCAAACUUAGGUGUCAUGAAUAAUAUUAUAUUAUUUUUUGGCAUUAUUCUACAAGAACAAAAGAUAAAAAAAAAAUAUUAUUGUGAAAAACUGGAGAUGGAAUUGAAACAAAUUGAGAGGACAGGUCACCAGUAGUUAGGGCACAGCAGCAUCAAGUUUGAGGAGGGGGAGCAUGUGGUGAGAGGGAGCUUUUUGCCAUACUAUUAAUAAAUGAAGACAGAAGGCAGCUGAAAUGAACCUGUCCUCUGCUUUCUCAGUGCAAUAGCGUAUCAUCUAAAGUAAUUAGGAGGUAAGAAUGUACCUCUGAUUAACUUUGUUAUGUGGAUAUAAGAAUUGAUUGAGCCCUGUCCUUAACAUCUAAAUUCAUAAUUUAUCGGAAGUCUGCAAGAAACACACAUAGGACAAAAUAACAGUCCAAACAAGGAUUAAGUGUAAAUGAAGGUUCGUGUAACAUGUCAGUGCAAUAAAUUUUUCACCCGUUUCUUGUCAUCAAUUCGGUGUGUCUGCAACAUGUCAGAAGGCAUAAACUCUCCUUCCAUGUUCUGGUGAAGUGUAGGUAUUGCACAGUCUCUCUCUUUACAUAGUCUUCUGUGAUGGUGAACAUUUAAUUCCCUGCAACAGCCACUCUAUAACCAAUUUAACCUCCAACCAGGCCUGUGAUUAUAUGGCCAGCAGUUCACACUCACUUCUCACAUCUGCGCCACAAAAUGCAGCAUUUUGUUGCUCCAUCUUAUUACUUUCUCUGCUGGUUGUGAAGCUCCUCUGAGAGCAAAACCUGUAGAACAAUUCACAAGAUUUAGUGUCACACUCAUUUUGGUGGUCUCUGUAGUAAUACUGUCCCAAAAAACACUCACUGGACAGAUAAUAUGUAUUAUUGAAAUUGCAUACAUUUUCCUCCACUAAGCUGUGCUCAUUGUAAUGAUUUACUUCUUGGAUGAGUCUUAAAUUGUGUAGCUGUCUAGUGCAACAUAUGGUGGUAUAGCUCUGCUUCUGUCCAAAGUAAGGUGCAGACAGGCACUACACUGUUUUACAAUAUAGUGCACUGAAAAUAUAUGCAAUAACACAACUGAACAGAGGCUAGGUGUGAGUUAAGUGGCCACAGAGCAGCUGGGUGUUUAAACACGGAAAAAGGGUACAUACCUUUCAUAAUGUCAUGACCACACUGACAAUAUAAACAGCAAGAAACUCAAAGAUUUUAUUGCAAACAUUAAGAGUUCUGUCAUUUGCAAACUACUUCUCUUACAGAAAAUACAUUUUUCAUUGGGAGAAAUGUGUGAAAUAUUGCCUUCUUUCAAAACGGAAAUAGUUGACUAGUUUUCUUACGCAUACAUUUGAGAUGUUUUUAUUUUAUUGAUCACUUGUAGCUUCGACAUAGUAGUACUUUCAGCUUGUUAUCCAGCCCACUAAAUUUUGCUAUCACAUGCUAUUUGUUUUAAUGUAAUAUCUAUUUCAUACGUUCUGCUUUCUAUUCUGAUUUUACUGUUUGUUUAUUAAGCAUAUUCAUAAUACAUAAUCAUUUAUAAAAUUGAGUCAUAUUUGAAUAAGUUUUUUUAGUUGCUCACAGAUAUCUGUUAUUCACACUAUUCAGAAAAUUCAGUUUGCCACAGUGCGAGAACAAUUUGUCAAUGGUUGCCAUCCAGUGAUAUGAUAUAAGCCUCAUGCUGCUUUCACAGAUGAAUGUGAGACACUUACCACUGCAUUUGUCUAUUACUGAAAAGAAUUGAAGCAUGUUUUUGCAUUGUGGCCACUGCUACAAACAGAGUUGUUAGCCAUACAUGUUUCCCUUCAUUCCAACACCUAAUAAACACACUAUGACCUCGUAUGUUCCUCUUCAUUUUCCCAUCUCUUCUUGAAAUCACAUCUGAAAAGAUAAGUGAAAUCUAGGUCUUCUUGACAAGCCUUUUUGCUGCUGUUACAGUAAUUUAACAUUGCUUAAUGAGUGUGUGUACUUUCUCUGUUAACCAUGCCAAAAUGUAUAAAGAUGGUUAGGUAGGAAACCAAUAUAAUUACUACUUGUUAAUUAACUUGUGCAGUAACUAUUCAGUUUUUUAUGAGCCUAGUCUUUAAAGGAAAACAAAAUAAAGUUUUCACUUAUUCUGAUAUCUUAUGGUCUUAACAAACAAACAAAAAUCUGUUUUGUUGGACACAUGAUAGGUGUAAUGUUUCACGUACUAUUCACUCAUUUUCAGCCAGACCAGUUUUACUGUUGAAUGCAUAAAAAUGCAACAUAAAAUAUGACUGACAGAAAGCAUCAUUACACAGUUUAAUGUUGGUAUAGUGACAGAGUAUAUAUACUGAAAUAUUUUGUAAUUGUUUUUUAGCACACAAGAGUGACUGGUAAAGUUUUUGCAGUUUUAUCGCUAAUCCUGAAACUAAAAUUACAAUCAAGAGAACCUCUUAUCUUUGACAAGGAUUAAAGGGAGAAAGUCAGUGUUGACAGUUGUCUUUAUACCUCUUUUAGUAACAAAAAAAAUUAAGUAGAUACAAAGUACGUGUUCUGCAAUCAACAGCACAGGUCCUUGUUCUGCUGCUGAAGCCUGUAUCUCACAGUAAACAUCUAGUUGAAUUUCUUGUAAAAUUUUACAAAGUCGCGAUAUAGAGAGAAAAUUUAUUGAACAGAUUAAAUCACUCAUGGUUGUAACCAAUAUUUCUAUGACAAUUAUUAAAACAGACCAUGGUGACAUAAAGCAAUAUACAGAACUAUAAUCUGGUGUACAUGUGAACAGAUACUGAUUGUACCAGUUUCUCUUGAUCUGCUUUCCUUUCAUAAUGGAUUAUAUUUUGUUCAUGGCUAUUCUUCUUGCUGCAGGUUUAACUCUUUGGGUACCAGCUAAUUAUACUUCAUUGCAAGAUUGUGAUAAUGUCUCUUAAAUCCCACUUUUUAUUAAAAAGUUAUUCUUGUUCAGUUUCUGAUAUCUGUAUCAAUAUGCACUCAGCAAUGUUUUCCUUUCGUUUCUGUGUGUUGAAGAAAUGUGUAUGAAAUAUAGUAGUGUAAAUAUGUAAAAAAUAUGAGAUUCAGAAUAUUGCAAAACAAUGGCAGUUUUUCUGUGUUUGUAGGUUUGUACUUUGUUUCUGUGCAUUAUACUGUUUUAGUAUUUGUUUAGUCAGUUGUUAUUGCCUGAGGAGCAUUUUAUUAGAUAUUUACAGAAUAAAAUAAGUCGUCGUCUGAAUGCUGAGAUGCCACUCAGUAUAUAGUUUGUUCUUGUUUUUAUUGUUGUUGUUUGGUUGACAGCACAAGCAAUGUCAAAAAGGGAGUCAUACUAAAAGAAUGACAAGAAUUUCUUUGAUACAAAUGAAGAAAUAAAUAGAUUUUUAAAAA